This is a messenger RNA of Anopheles funestus (African malaria mosquito), 1475 nucleotides long. RefSeq lists its product as uncharacterized. The transcript is spliced from 3 exons. The record is from RefSeq and is a predicted model, not a curated record. Gene Ontology annotation, biological process: DNA-templated transcription initiation. Lineage: Eukaryota; Metazoa; Arthropoda; Insecta; Diptera; Culicidae. Gene Ontology annotation, molecular function: RNA polymerase II general transcription initiation factor activity; DNA binding. The coding region runs from base 364 to 1332 and encodes 322 amino acids.
UUUUCAAUUACAUCAAUGUAAUUUUUAAAAUUAUCUCAUUGACAUCGCCCACUGUGCCGAUUACAAUAUCUGUCAUACUGUGAUUACGCACUGUCAUACUGUCAAGCUUCUGUUCUACAUCCGAACUGUCAAAACUGUUUUCCAGAAAAUUUAGAAAACAAUUGGACGCAAAGACGCAAUCUGGCAGCCAGAGUAGCAUUUUAGUGUGAUUAGAACAUAAACUUGCGUGUAAUUUGUUUACAUACGCAAAAGAACGGAUUAGUAAAAAAGUAUACGAUCGAAAGAACGUGCAGAAGCAGGAGGUUGCGUCCGGUGUACUGGUGAUAUUUGCAUUUACCGCCGCUCCAAACACUAGGCCAAAACAUGGACCAGAUGCUACCGAGUCCGGGAUUUUCAAUCCCUAGCAUCGGUACGCCGUUGCACCAGCCGGAAGAAGACCAGCAGAUUCUUCCGCAUGCUUAUCAGCAGCAGCAAUCCAUGCCGCACAUGACACCGAUGGGUGGCCUUAGCUCUAGCAACUACACAAUGCCGGCUAUCGGAUCUUCCUCCGGCAAGAGCAUGCAUACGUACGCGCCCAGCUUUUCCACCCCACAGAAUAUGAUCCAGCCACAGACACCGCAAAGUUUAAUGUCACCGAUGGUACCUAUGACGGAAUCAAAAGCCGCAGCAACACCCAGCCAAACGCAAGGCAGCGGUGGCAGCAUCCGGGAUCCAGAAAACAUUGGCAGUGUGAAUAUCCACCAAACCAUGGGUCCCGCAACACCGAUGACGCCGAUGACACCGAGCGAACCAGCCAUUCUGCCGCAGCUGCAAAAUAUUGUCUCAACGGUGAAUCUAAGCUGCAAGCUCGAUCUCAAGAAAAUAGCCCUGCAUGCCCGUAACGCCGAGUACAAUCCGAAACGUUUCGCCGCCGUGAUUAUGCGCAUUCGGGAACCGCGCACCACAGCACUGAUUUUCUCAUCCGGCAAGAUGGUAUGUACCGGGGCGAAAAGUGAAGACGAUUCCCGGCUGGCAGCGCGCAAAUACGCACGUAUCAUACAAAAGCUCGGCUUUACGGCCAAAUUCCUGGACUUUAAGGUACAAAACAUGGUCGGCAGCUGUGACGUACGGUUUCCAAUUCGGCUCGAAGGUUUGGUGCUGACGCACGGACGGUUCAGCUCGUACGAGCCGGAACUGUUCCCGGGGCUCAUUUACCGUAUGGUGAAGCCCCGUAUCGUACUGUUAAUCUUCGUGUCCGGCAAAGUAGUGCUUACCGGUGCCAAAGUGCGGCAAGAAAUUUACGACGCGUUCGAAAACAUCUAUCCGAUUCUGAAGAGCUUCAAAAAACAGUAACUCGUAAGUGGCGUCGAUGGUUUUUGUUUCGUUUUCGAACCACGACACCACGUGGUUCCGCAUCAGUCACCAGCUGCUUAGUGUGUAAGGUAUUAAACAAAAGUAAGAAUUUUCCAAAUAAAAGGACAAAGUAUCAGAUCGAA